This is a messenger RNA of Chelonia mydas (Green sea turtle), 5103 nucleotides long. Its product is annotated as kinesin-like protein KIF14. Lineage: Eukaryota; Metazoa; Chordata; Testudines; Cheloniidae. The transcript is spliced from 17 exons. Gene Ontology annotation, biological process: microtubule-based movement. The record is from RefSeq and is a predicted model, not a curated record. The coding region runs from base 1153 to 3198 and encodes 681 amino acids. Gene Ontology annotation, molecular function: ATP binding; microtubule binding; microtubule motor activity.
GAACAGGUUAGACAAACACUUGUCAGGAAUGGGCUAGAUAAUUAGUCCUGCCACGAGUGCAGGAGACUGGACUAGAGGACCUCUCGAGGUCCCUUCCAGUCUUAUGGUUCUAUGUCUGGUGAUCAUCUAUUCUUUUAAAAUGAAGCAUUUCCUGAUCAUUGAUUUAUUAAUGCUCAUUAGCAUCUGUAGCCACGGGCCCUGCUCUGGGCUGUACUCUGCUGUUACAGAGCCAAGUAUUUGUGGUUUAUUUUUGGUGUUAUACUGAAGGGCACUCAAGUAAGGUCAUAUGGUUGCUGAGACCCCAGGACACUCAGACAAGGGAGCUUUCAGGGGGCUUUCCCAGGAGCAACAAACUGAUGGAGUGCAACUGAUGCUAUGAGCCUUGGAGGAGCAGCUCAGGCUGUGCAGAGGGGCUUUGCUAGAGGAUAGUCUGUCUCUUGUUUAGAUUGUAAACUCUUCCAGGCAGGACUAUCUCUUUAGUACAGUUUGUACAGCGUCUAGCAUGGUGGAGCGCUGAUCCAGGGCUGGGGACCUAGGGCACUCUAGUGAGGCAAAUGAAUAACAGUAAAAAUAAAAAGGAGUGAGGGUCAUUAACUAAUGAGGUUCGGAGGAGAUGAGGUUUCUCCGGAGACUUGCACAUUUAAGCCAUCAGUUUGAAUCCAACCCAGUUCGCUAGUGACCAAAAGUCACUGCGUGGGGCAAGGGGAAUGUGAAAGGAGUUGGGGGUGCCAAUGGAGAGAUGCCUGUCGUUACUGGCCCCUGUUGGCUGUCACAGCAGGGGCCAAGCACUGAAAUGAGCUGUGAAGUCUGAAGUCCACUCUCAGCCCUAGAAGUCACCCUGCAGGGCUGGUUUGAGGCACCUCCGGGGGCCAGUGUGGGAGAAGAUUGCUCUGCUAUUGCCCCAUUGACGGUGCUGCAGCCAUACAAGCAGAUGACUUCAGCUGUCCGAGUGCUGCAGGGGAGGCAUGGAGGGAACCACCCUUGUGCCCGCACCCUCUGCUCUGCCCUUGAAGCUCGGGCGCUGCUCUCCCCAGUUCUGUCCACACCUGCUCCUUGUGCUCAACUGGGGAAGACCCCUCCCCCCACCUGCAGCCUACACCUACCUCUGCUCCCCUGAGGAGCAUCAGGACAGGCUGGCCAGACAGAUUAAAAAUGCAUGGUAACUUCAUCUCCCUGUACCCCUAUUCCCCCGCCCUUCCAUGUAAAAGGAGCUCACCGGCUGGAGAGUGCAAUACAGUGUCAGCUAUGGACGCUGGGCAGGCCAAGCAGGAGGCAUGUGUGCAAGCCGCAGUGGGACUCCGACGCGCAGCAGGCUCGGGGAAGCAGGAGAGUUUCCGGGUUGUGAAUGAAGACUCCAGCCGACUGAUUUUCAUAGAUAAGGCAGACAAGGGCAUUCAGGAGGGCUGCUUAACGUUCGACGGCAUCUUUAGUCUGGACACGGGGCAGGACGAGAUGUUCUCGGAGCUGGUGAGACCCCUGCUGGCCAUGGUGCCCCUUGGCUACAGCGUGUCCCUGCUGCUGUGGGAGGCCCAUCAUGCCGGGACCGAGCCGCAGCCUCAGGGCACUGGGCAGCACCACAGCAUUAUCCAGCAGGUGAUAGAAAUCUUCUUCCAGGAGCCAAAGCCCCCAGGGGAUGGCGGGGAGCAUCUGCAAACUGUCAGCUUUGUCCAGCUUUGUGCAGAUGGAAACGCCUGGGACCUGCUCACCCCCAGAAAUCAAGCCCUGCACGUGCUCGAUGUCCCCCCGCUGGGUCUGAUGGUGGAAGAGGCAAGUGAAAUUGUUGUGUCCAACUCUACAGCUGCCUACAACUUCUAUGUGAGGGGGCUGGAGAACAGUCCAGCACUGUCCCAAGGGUGUUCGCAGCAAUCCCAGGGGGAGCGGCAUGCAGACACGUGCGCCAGCCUGUUCACCCUCACUGUGGAGCAGGAGCUGGAGGGCUGCAGGUGCCAACGCUCGGCUGUCAGGAUUUUGGAGUUCCCCCGAGGGGCCGGGCCCUGUGUGGAGCCUUUCUCACCCCUGCUCCGAGCUCUGGCUCCUGGUGAGCUCCCAGACGAUGCAGGAUUCCUCCCCUGGAUUCUCAAGCAGACGCUAAAAGGAAACAACCUCACGUUCCUGCUGCUGUGUUUGACCCUGCCAGAUGCCUCUGGAGAAGAGAUCCUGUCAGCCCUUUCGCUGGCUGAGCAGGUGAGGGGACUGGCCAAGAAGGUCUCACCAACCCACUGGGAUCCUGCCAAAGCAGUUUGGAGGCAGAGGGCAGAGAUCCGAGAGCUGAGGGCCCAGCUCCUCUCCAGCAGCAGCCGAACAGUGCAGGAGAGUGUGAUCAGCCAGCUGAGGAGAGUGCUGAGGGACCUGCAGGUGCUGAAGAACCAGAGCUGGGAGAAAAAGAAAGAGACGUCAGAGGCUUUUGAAGGAAGUGGGAGCCAUCAUCCUGAAGCUCAGGGUCGAAUCCCAUUGUGGCCGGGCAGGGAUGAGCAGCUUACAAACCAGGUGCUGACAGAUAUGUUGAGAAGCCAAGAGUUCCUGGAUAGAGGGUUUGUUCCCCUCUGUAAUGACAAAGGAGGCGAAGCUGCCACAAGUAGUCCUGAGUGGUUUGGCCGAAUCUCCCCGAGCAUGGGUGCAGUGACAGGGGAGAAGCCUUUGCAAAGUGGAGCCAGCAGAACACAGGAACCAACCUGCACUGGUAGCGUGACCGGCGCGGUGGGGAGCUGGGCCUCUCAGCAGCACCCGGCCCUGGAGCUGCAGUUUGCUGUGGCCAAGGCCAGGAGGCAGCGUCUGCGGGAGCAACACCAGCAGCUCAUCAGGCAGGAACUGCUGAAACUGGAGGAGGAGCUAGCAGGGAACCAGCAGCUCCCUCCUGCCCAGCGGGACGCACGGUGCUGGCCCAAGGAGAAGGCAGUGCUGGCCCUGCAGCUGGAAGCACUGCGGAAGGAACAGGCCGAGGCAGAGAAGGACCUGGAGGCGCUGUACCAGCAGCACAGACUGGAAGUGGAGGCUCAGAAACAACAUGUGCUACAGGUGUUUCGGGCCUAUCGGGGCCUCUCAGAGGAGCAGACUGAUGCGCUGGAUCGACGGUACCGGAAGCUGCUUCAGGAGGCCCUCCAGGACGCCAUCUCCUUGUCUGCGCAGAAUCAGCAGCUCCGCACACACAGGCAGCUGGACUGCACUGAGCGCGCCUCACAGACAGACCCGCACUCCUGAGCAGUGAGCUGUGCUGUGCUGUGCCAGAGCGCUCUGCCCCCACCCCUGGGGGAGUGAACACUGGAGGGUGUGUGGGGGGGUGAUGCCUGCCAAUCAUUCCAGGGAGGAGAUGCAGCGUGGAUAACCUCGGGGCCAGGCUUUCUUACAGCGUCAGGCAGGUGUUCUGGUGUUUUAGCAGGUCUCUGAGCAGCUGGGAAGCUCUUUACCUGCAUCUGGCCCUGGGAGGUUAUGGGGGACUGAGCAGGCAACGUGUGAGCACAUUGCUAACUCAAUACAGCACCUUCCCCUCUCCCCGACCGGGCUGGGAGAGAGCAGAGCAUCAGCAAACGUAGCUUUAUAAAGCUACAACUCCCAUCAGCUUCUAGGCCCUCAGUGGGAAGUGCACUGUGACCCUGUUCCCAGCUCCUUUCCACAGCAAUGGGGCAAGGCGUAACAGGGGCUUGGAGCCCAGUGCAGUACUCGACAGCUGCUCCCAACUGCUAGGGGUGAGAUACCCACUGAGGUCCAGCUUCACAUGCCCAGAAAUCAAUCACAGCAGCAAAAGCAGCUGCACACGUCAGCAAGGAACCUGGCCCUGGCUCCAGCCCAAGGGCUGUCAGGAACUGUUAACGCACACAGUGCAGUGUUCAGAGUCCAGCUGCAGUUCCUCCGGACCUAAGGAAUGUCUCCCUGCAGCAGAGGCCAAUACACCCCCAUGGGACCGGGUGUUAGGCAUCUGAGGGAGGGGCUGACAUGCAGGGCUGUUAAGGCCCCGGCUCCCACAGCCUUUCAUCAGAGCAGAGGCCCUGGCACUACCACACACCCUGCCACUCCAGGAAGUGUCCCAAUCUGGAGUUAAGGGACUAGCUGAAGGCUCUCAAAGUAGACCAUUUAGGCCACACUCUCUAUUACAGCCUCAACCCCCCCUACCCCCAUGUGUGAGAACUAGCCCCAUUACCCUUGCUGAUCUUGACGCACGUGCAGCCCGCCUGGCCUAGGCCUUGAGAGCAGCCAUACACCCUGUUCAUUUAAGAUGCUGCAAAAGAUGCACCUGGUCCACUGGAACAGGCCUAGUCUGAGUGUCCACCACAGCCCAGCCAUUCACUGCUGGCCUGGACUGACCCCCAGGCAGGAACCCCCGUUACAGCCUGGGGUAAGGCUGCCCUGUAGGCAGCAGCUAAGUGGGUUGAAGCCUUGGCCAUUCCAGGGCUCUGCCCCAGUUAGGGCCCAGCCACACUACAGCAUUUAACUGCAGUGUAAAUGAAUCCCCCAGCUCAUUCCAGGGGGAUGGGCAACCGGAUCACAGCCUAUACAGAUAGUACCUUAAGCUCAGCCCCUUCCCACAGCAGGAGGACUUACUGCACCUUCCAUAUGUAUCCUGCACCUACGGUGCUAACAGCAAGUGGGGCCUUCUCCCCUCUCCCCAGAAAGGUUUGGGAGGAGAUAAAGUGCUUUACCCAUGGGGCAGAGUGCCUAGCAAACAUAUGGGUGGCUUGUUUUUCUCAACGGUUUAUUCCCCCAUUGGAUUCAGCCAACAAGGAGGGAGAGACAUACAGAGCUCGCUGUGCGUACUGCAGGGGACCCCAGUAAGAGCACGAGCAGGCAGACACAGGCAUUUGGGAGUAGUUCCAUGGGUAGUCACUGUCAGUGGACCCAGACAGGGUUCUGCUAAGCUGUCCAGAGCAAGGGUUAGCUCCGCACCACAGGGGAAAGGCUGAACAAAGCCCCCGUGCCUCUUUCCAGGGGCUGUCAGCAGUGUGGAGAAUUGUGCUUCUGUGGGACCGGCAAGCACUGCUGAAAUACUGUGGGAAAUGAACUGCAUGAGACAACUGGACCAGGAACCCAGGGCAGGUUUCUCAUUCCCUCAGGCUGCUGCCAGCUGAAAUAAGCCAAUGAGAUUCUCAAUAAACAGUGUAUUCACACGUU